GGUCUGCCCGUCAAUGACGCUGGCACGUGAAACAGGAACUACCAGCGAGAUGAAGUGAUGUGCUGGCAUUUUGUGGGAAAAUUUGGAUCAAAGUGCAGAGAAACUCGUCAGUGCGUUUUCUAGGCGUCCACGUACACAAGACAUGGACGUGACAGUGCAGGCAUACGUGUACUGAGCGACGCGUUUUCAUCGGUUAACGAGAACAGUGCUUAGGAAGGGAAAUGGGGAGGAAGGAUGCCAGCGCCACUAGAUUACCAGUUGAUCAGUACCGCAAACAGAUUGGGAAACAGGACUACAAGAAGACAAAGGUAGUCUUAAAGGCCACGCGUCUGAAAGCUGAAGCGAAGAAGAAUUCCUCUGGAUUUCGGGAUGCUUUCCUGGUCAUCGCAGCAAUCCUGCUCUUUGUCCUUUGUCUUUACGCCUUCUUCUACCUCAAUUUGAGCACAGAGAUGAACCUGGAUGUGGAUGAAUGAUGUCUGGACAACAGGCCUCCAACAGUCACAUUUCUGGAAAAAUUUAAAAAUGUCAUUAUUACAAUAACUAUGAUUUUACAUUCUUUUAUCCACUUGUCCGAUCGCUACAAGCGUAGCUUUGAUUCCCUGCAAACAUCCCUUUGAACACACGUCUUCCAACAACAGUCGAAACCAAGCUCUGUUAAUCACAUUCUGCACAUCAGCUCCCGCUGUUUGCUUUCUAAUAAAAAAAACUGCAUAUCUCCCAUUGAAUCCAUCGUCGCAUCUGCACAAACACUUGCAUCACAUUCCGGCGCACAAACCUCUCCUCCCCGAUAUCUGCUGAUCACAAAGUGUGAGAUUAGAAUCCACAAAGCCCUGGUCCUGAUUGAAUGUGUGCGCCGAAUACAGAGCAGCACCAUCUACCUGCUGCACAUGCAGGCGGACCGGCACGGGAUUAAUGUUACAAAUAUGAUCCUGGUCGUGCAUUUGGAAGGAAAUGACAGAGAUGAAGGAGCAUUAGGUUAAGUUAAGCUUCCUCUGUACGCCUCUGCUAUAGCUCAGGGUUGUCAGGGUCAACCCUCAGAGACCAAGGGGCCGUGCACCGUCGACUCCCACAUCUGCUCACGCUACGUUCCGUCAUUGUUACACGUCUUGAAAUGUGAGAGGGUUUCGGAGCUUCCCGUUUCUGGCUCCUCUCCCAUGACCUCCGGACCUCUAUUAAAAGGCAAAACGUCAAAGAGGCCAUUAUGAUAACCACGAUGUCGUUCACUCGCCCGGUGGCUUUUAUCGGGCCUCGCUUCAUCCACGGCGCCUCCUCCGCUCGCGCGUGUAACAAUAGAUAGCGCGGCCUAAUAGAGCUCCAUACAUGACACCUGUUAUCUGAAAGGUCACCAAAGACUUCUGAGUCUGGAUGGCUCCAGCAGCUCGGCCUCGGUCAGGCCCAUGUUUGCCAAGAUGUUUUAUUUUAUACAAUGAAGUACGGGUUUUGGGAAUUGGGAACCUUUUACGGUUGGUUUGUCUUCAUGAUUCAGCUGUAUUGUGAUUGUUAUUUUUCUAUGUUUCUUUUGUUUAGUCACUAUUUUGGGUGAACGUUUUCAUUAUCUAUCAUGUAAAGAAAAAUAAAGGACAUUUUUUUCAGCAUUCA
Messenger RNA from Betta splendens (Siamese fighting fish), 1599 nucleotides. RefSeq names its product triple QxxK/R motif containing (gene triqk). Bases 222 to 473 code for a protein of 83 amino acids. The record is from RefSeq and is a predicted model, not a curated record. Lineage: Eukaryota; Metazoa; Chordata; Actinopteri; Anabantiformes; Osphronemidae. Gene Ontology annotation, cellular component: endoplasmic reticulum membrane. The transcript has 4 exons.